Messenger RNA from Panthera uncia (snow leopard), 5831 nucleotides. It is a transcript of the gene ARFGEF2, whose product is annotated as ADP ribosylation factor guanine nucleotide exchange factor 2. Gene Ontology annotation, biological process: regulation of ARF protein signal transduction. The record is from RefSeq and is a predicted model, not a curated record. Gene Ontology annotation, molecular function: guanyl-nucleotide exchange factor activity. NCBI's taxonomy places the organism in Eukaryota, Metazoa, Chordata, Mammalia, Carnivora, Felidae. The transcript has 39 exons. Bases 193 to 5550 code for a protein of 1785 amino acids.
GGCCCCGCCAGUCACGUGGUCACGUGACGCUCUCCAACAUGGCGGCGCCGUGGGGCCGCGGCGUCGCUUCCUGACGGGGCGGCGCGGACGAACGCGGCCGGUGGUGGCCGGGACGCCGGGCCCGCAGCGUCGCUCGCCCGCUUGUUCGCACCGCCCGCCCGCGGGGCUGCCAGCCCCCGCCGGGCCGGGGCCAUGCAGGAGAGCCAGACCAAGAGCAUGUUCGUGUCUCGGGCCCUGGAGAAGAUCCUAGCCGACAAGGAGGUGAAGCGGCCCCAGCACUCCCAGCUGCGCAGGGCCUGCCAGGUGGCGCUCGAUGAAAUUAAAGCAGAAAUAGAAAAGCAGAGGCGUGGCGCUGCUGCACCCCCGAAGGCAAACUUCAUCGAAGCCGACAAGUAUUUCCUUCCGUUUGAGCUAGCUUGCCAGUCCAAGUCCCCCCGGGUGGUCAGCACAUCCCUCGACUGCUUGCAGAAACUCAUCGCAUAUGGGCACAUCACCGGCAACGCCCCCGACAGUGGAGCCCCAGGGAAGCGGCUUAUCGACAGGAUUGUUGAAACCAUUUGCAACUGCUUUCAGGGCCCUCAGACCGAUGAAGGAGUUCAGUUACAAAUAAUUAAGGCUCUUCUGACAGCGGUGACGUCCCCACACAUUGAAAUUCAUGAGGGUACUAUUCUGCAGACAGUUAGGACAUGUUACAAUAUCUAUUUGGCCAGCAAAAAUCUCAUCAAUCAAACCACUGCCAAGGCUACCCUUACUCAGAUGCUGAACGUCAUUUUCACCCGCAUGGAAAACCAAGUGUUGCAGGAGGCCAGAGAAUUGGAAAAACCAGUCCAGUCAAAACCCCAGUCCCCUGUGAUCCAGGCUGCAACAGUGUCCCCAAAGUUCAGUCAUUUGAAGCAGAGCCAGGCACAAAGCAAACCAACGACUCCUGAAAAGACAGAUUUAACUAAUGGUGAACAUGCCAGGAGUGGUUCUGGAAAACAGAGCUCAGAGAACGGAGAUGCACCUGGUGAAAGAGGCCCGUCGCUGUCAGGGACUGAUGACGGAGCCCAGGAGGUGGUCAAGGAGAUCUUAGAAGAUGUGGUCACAUCUGCUGUUAAAGAAGCAGCACAAAAGCACGGUCUGACAGAACCUGAGAGGGUCCCAGGUGAAAUGGAGUCCCAGGAGUGUGCUGUGCCCCCAGCAGCUGAUGAAGAUUCACAGACCAACGGGAUAGCGGACGACAGGCAGUCCUUGUCAUCAGCGGAUAAUCUGGAAUCAGAUGCACAGGGACAUCAGGUGGCCGCUAGGUUCUCUCACAUUCUCCAGAAGGACGCCUUCCUGGUGUUUCGCUCCCUUUGCAAGCUGUCCAUGAAGCCCCUUGGUGAAGGCCCCCCAGAUCCAAAAUCCCACGAGCUGCGCUCCAAGGUGGUCUCCCUGCAGCUGCUCCUGUCCGUGCUGCAGAACGCGGGCCCCGUCUUCAGGACUCACGAGAUGUUCAUCAACGCGAUCAAGCAGUAUCUCUGUGUGGCGUUGUCCAAAAACGGCGUCUCUUCAGUGCCUGAUGUCUUUGAGCUCUCUCUUGCCAUUUUUCUUACUCUUCUCUCAAACUUUAAAAUGCACUUGAAAAUGCAGAUAGAGGUCUUUUUCAAAGAGAUUUUCCUGAACAUUUUAGAAACAUCAACAAGUUCUUUUGAGCACAGGUGGAUGGUCAUUCAGACUCUGACAAGGAUCUGUGCAGAUGCCCAGUGUGUUGUAGAUAUUUACGUCAACUACGACUGUGAUUUAAAUGCUGCUAACAUUUUUGAGCGCCUCGUAAACGAUUUAUCCAAAAUCGCUCAGGGAAGAAGUGGACAUGAGCUGGGAAUGACACCUCUGCAGGAGCUCAGUCUGAGGAAGAAAGGUUUGGAGUGCCUCGUGUCCAUUCUCAAGUGCAUGGUGGAAUGGAGCAAAGACCUGUAUGUCAAUCCCAACCACCAGACCAGCCUCGGUCAGGAGAGGCCCACAGAUCAGGAAAUGGGGGACGGGAAAGGCCUUGACAUGGCCAGACGGAGCAGUGUGACAUCCAUGGAGUCCACAGUGUCCUCAGGGACCCAGAUGGCUGUCCAAGAUGAUCCGGAGCAGUUUGAGGUCAUCAAGCAACAAAAGGAGAUUAUUGAACACGGCAUCGAGCUUUUCAACAAGAAACCCAAGAGAGGGAUCCAGUUCCUUCAGGAGCAGGGCAUGCUGGGAACGUCCGUCGAAGAUAUUGCCCAAUUCCUGCACCAGGAGGAGCGCCUCGAUUCUACCCAGGUAGGUGAUUUUCUGGGAGAGAGCACGAGGUUCAACAAGGAAGUGAUGUAUGCCUAUGUGGACCAACUUGACUUCUGUGAAAAGGAGUUUGUCUCAGCCCUACGGACAUUUCUGGAAGGUUUCCGCCUACCUGGGGAAGCCCAGAAGAUUGAUCGAUUGAUGGAGAAGUUUGCAGCGAGAUACAUAGAGUGCAACCAGGGGCAAACCCUAUUCGCUAGUGCUGACACUGCAUAUGUCCUAGCAUACUCCAUUAUCAUGCUAACUACAGACUUGCACAGCCCUCAGGUAAAAAAUAAAAUGACAAAAGAACAGUAUAUUAAAAUGAAUCGGGGUAUCAACGAUAGUAAAGACCUACCGGAAGAAUACCUCUCAAGCAUAUAUGAAGAAAUAGAAGGCAAGAAAAUUGCAAUGAAAGAAACAAAAGAGCAUACGAUCGCAACCAAAUCAACUAAGCAGAGUGUAGCUAGUGAAAAACAGCGACGGCUGCUGUACAAUCUGGAGAUGGAGCAAAUGGCUAGAACAGCCAAGGCCCUGAUGGAGGCCGUGAGCCAUGCCAAAGCCCCGUUCACAAGUGCCACACACUUGGACCACGUCCGGCCAAUGUUCAAGCUGGUGUGGACACCACUGCUGGCCGCCUAUAGCAUCGGACUGCAGAACUGUGACGACACAGAAGUGGCCUCCCUGUGCUUGGAGGGCAUCCGGUGUGCAGUCCGGAUUGCCUGCAUCUUUGGAAUGCAGCUGGAGCGAGACGCCUAUGUUCAGGCUCUUGCUCGCUUCUCCCUGCUGACGGCCAGCUCCAGCAUCACAGAAAUGAAGCAGAAAAACAUCGACACCAUAAAGACGCUUAUUACGGUGGCACACACCGAUGGCAACUACCUUGGGAAUUCCUGGCAUGAGAUCUUGAAAUGCAUCAGCCAGCUGGAGCUUGCUCAGCUCAUAGGAACCGGUGUGAAAACCCGCUACUUGUCUGGAUCUGGACGUGAAAGAGAAGGGAGCCUGAAGAGCCACACGUUGGCAGGAGAAGAGUUCAUGGGCCUUGGCCUUGGUAAUUUGGUGAGUGGUGGCGUGGAUAAAAGACAGAUGGCCAGCUUCCAGGAGUCGGUUGGUGAGACCAGCUCGCAGAGUGUGGUUGUAGCUGUGGACAGAAUUUUUACUGGAUCUACCAGACUGGAUGGAAAUGCCAUAGUUGACUUUGUCCGCUGGUUGUGUGCCGUGUCCAUGGACGAGCUGGCCUCCCCCCACCACCCCCGCAUGUUCAGCUUGCAGAAGAUUGUGGAGAUCUCAUACUACAACAUGAAUCGGAUUCGGCUGCAAUGGUCCCGAAUAUGGCAUGUGAUUGGAGAUCACUUCAAUAAGGUUGGCUGUAACCCCAAUGAAGAUGUGGCCAUCUUUGCUGUUGACUCCUUAAGGCAGCUGUCUAUGAAGUUUCUCGAGAAAGGAGAAUUAGCCAACUUCCGUUUCCAGAAAGAUUUUCUGAGGCCCUUUGAGCAUAUCAUGAAGAAAAACAGAUCUCCGACCAUCCGGGACAUGGUGAUCCGCUGCAUCGCCCAGAUGGUGAACUCCCAGGCGGCCAACAUCCGCUCAGGCUGGAAGAACAUCUUUGCCGUGUUCCACCAGGCAGCCUCGGAUCACGACGGGAACAUUGUGGAGCUGGCCUUCCAGACCACGGGCCACAUUGUCACAACUAUUUUCCAGCACCAUUUCCCUGCAGCCAUCGACUCCUUUCAGGAUGCUGUCAAGUGCUUAUCAGAGUUUGCCUGCAAUGCCGCCUUCCCGGACACCAGCAUGGAGGCCAUCCGGCUCAUCCGCUUCUGUGGGAAAUAUGUCUCUGAGAGGCCUCGGGUGCUACAAGAAUACACAAGUGACGACAUGAAUGUGGCUCCUGGCGACCGGGUCUGGGUCCGAGGCUGGUUCCCCAUCCUGUUCGAGCUCUCCUGCAUCAUCAAUAGAUGCAAGCUGGAUGUUCGGACAAGAGGACUCACAGUCAUGUUCGAGAUCAUGAAGAGCUAUGGCCACACCUUCGAGAAGCACUGGUGGCAGGACUUGUUCAGAAUCGUGUUCAGGAUUUUUGACAAUAUGAAACUCCCUGAGCAGCAGUCAGAGAAAUCCGAGUGGAUGACGACAACGUGCAAUCACGCGCUCUAUGCUAUUUGUGACGUGUUCACCCAGUUUUAUGAAGCUCUGAAUGAAGUUCUUCUUUCUGAUGUGUUUGCACAGUUGCAGUGGUGUGUAAAACAAGAUAAUGAGCAGUUGGCUCGCUCAGGUACAAAUUGCUUAGAAAACUUAGUGAUAUCCAAUGGGGAGAAAUUCAGUCCCGACGUCUGGGAUGAAACGUGCAGUUGUAUGCUGGAUAUCUUCAAGACAACCAUUCCACACGUUUUGCUGACAUGGAGACCUGUAGGGAUGGAGGAAGAUCCAUCGGAGAAACACUUGGAUGUGGAUCUGGACCGCCAGUCUCUGAGCAGCAUAGAUAGAAAUGCCUCUGAGAGAGGCCAGAGUCAACUCUCUAACCCGACCGAUGACAGCUGGAAAGGUAGACCAUAUGCAAAUCAGAAACUGUUUGCCAGCCUCCUCAUCAAGUGUGUGGUCCAGCUGGAAUUGAUACAGACCAUUGACAACAUCGUGUUCUACCCUGCAACAAGCAAAAAAGAAGAUGCAGAACACAUGGUUGCUGCCCAGCAAGACACGCUGGAUGCAGACAUCCACAUAGAGACAGAGGACCAGGGCAUGUACAAGUGCAUGUCUUCCCAGCAUCUCUUCAAGCUGCUGGACUGCUUGCAGGAGUCCCAUUCGUUCUCAAAGGCCUUCAACUCCAAUUACGAGCAACGGACUGUCCUGUGGCGAGCAGGUUUUAAAGGCAAAUCUAAACCCAAUCUUCUAAAGCAAGAAACCAGCAGCCUGGCCUGUUGUUUGAGGAUCCUGUUUCGGAUGUAUGUUGACGAGAACCGCAGGGAUUCCUGGGAUGAAAUCCAGCAGCGACUUUUAACCGUGUGCAGUGAGGCCCUUGCCUAUUUCAUCACCGUGAAUUCAGAAAGCCAUCGGGAGGCCUGGACAAGUCUUCUGUUGUUACUUCUAACAAAAACCCUCAAAAUAAACGAUGACAAGUUUAAAGCACACGCUUCUAUGUACUACCCCUACUUGUGUGAAAUCAUGCAGUUUGACCUCAUCCCUGAGCUCCGAGCGGUCCUGCGCAAGUUCUUCCUGCGGAUAGGCGUUGUGUAUAAGAUCUGGAUUCCAGAAGAGCCAUCGCAGCUACCGGGGACACUGUCACCAGUGUGGUAGCCCCGGCCCCGGCGGGCCACUGCUGCAGCUCUGCAGAACGCUCACCAUGCCGCCUCUGCCUGGCACAUCUCGUGACGGGGUCAGGUCUUAGACACGAGGAGUCGGCCUCUGGGAGCUCAGAACGGCCUGGAGGAAGCCGGCCGCUGCGCUGGCCCCAUCGGUCCCUGACUAAGACGUUGUGCCGUUUCAUUCAAGUGUUGCAUACCCAGUUAACACAGUAGGUGGGGAGUCUGUUUCCUCUCCGUCAUUCCAUUUUACUGAUUAAACUGUCAAACCUGUCA